AUGUCUGUGAUAAUGAUGGAUAUCUGGUUACAAACACAGCAGAACAUGUUCAUCCCCAGUGACAGCAUGCUGAAGCGUCUGAUAUCAGGUCUGGAUGAGAUGUGUGAGGCGACUGGGAGGAAACUUCGGCGCUGUGGUCCUCCUCCCCUCCUGCUGCCUGGUUAUAAGACUGCAGGUCUGCUGAAGUCAGUGCUCACAGACAGGAUGCACUCCUCAUGCUGCCCCACAGCCAAACCACAGACACUGAAGGUGCUGUGUGUUCGGGUGUGUAUGUUCUACUGCACCAUGUCUCUGGCAGGCUGGCCGCUCUCCUCAGAGGCAGCCAGACUCCGCUGUGGUACUGACCUCCUCAGCGACCUCAUAUUUGUGUGUGGGGACCGUGGAAUCUACGUAGGUAAAGGUACGUGGUCCGGUUAUGGGGCCCGGCCCAGAGGGAAAGGGAUAGUGGACCAGUGCUGCCGGCCGUCUGGCUGUGAGCUUCAGCAUCUGGAGAUGUACUGUGCUAAACCAAAGAGCCAACAGCACACCACAGCGCAGCCAGCCACAACCACAGCGCCUCAUACCACGACACAGUUGGACACACAGUUGGCACAGCAAUUCAAGGCGGUAUUUCAGAAGAGACUUUUAGAGCACCUGGGAGCCCCCGACAGCCCGAAGAGGGAAGCUUACAGAAGGAAAACACAGCCUUCUCCUCGACGGAAAAGCAAAGCUCCAUCAUCGCGAAGGAGAAUUACCACCACCAGCAGACCUCCUUCUUCCUCCCUUCAAAGAACGAGCUCUGAAUCGUGACCUCUGAUCUAAUGAAACACUGAAUAUUUACUGGACUGUAUCCAGCAAGUUUGAAGGGCUGAUGCUGGCUGCUGUAAUAUGAACUUAAAGACGUUCUCGGCUACACAGAUAUCAAACUGGUCAGAAAUCACAAGCCGGAAUUGGAGAUAACUAACCCACUGGCAGCCAUGUUGGGGCUCCAGGAGACAGCUGACGUCCUGACACUGUCUCGGGGAUAGCUGCUGCUACACUAACCUUUGGCCCUCUCUUUCUUCUGGAACAAAGUGUAACUGUGUAACUCCCUUGAGAUCCACUCACACUCAGCUCUAAUGUCACCUUUCCACUACUCUGGACACACGACUGUAACUAUGGUGAGCCGUUUUACAUUUAUUCCCUAAGACUUACUAGUUGCUUUUUAAAAGCUAUUUGUACUUAUUACUAAAAAUUAAGUACUAGUAUCUAAUCAAUUGAUACUAGUAAAACAGGAAUAGUUACUAGUAACUAAUAAAUAAGUACAAGUAGCUUUUAAAUUGCGACCAGUAAGUUUUAAGGAAUAAAUGUUAAAACUGCUUACUAUACUGUAACCACCAUAUCUGGACCAGAAAGCUUGGCAAGUAUGUCCUGAUAGCUCACUAAGUCUUGGCCUUAAUGUUUAACUGAUGAUGGACUUUGGCUUUUGGGAAAUGGUGUUCGUUAAAGGCCGCUAAAUGUUAAACACACAGCAAUAUAACAUUGUUAACCAUCCCUGUCUGGACAAAUGGAGUGUACCAAAUUACUUUCAUUUGCCUUAUUUUAAAUGCCAAAUCUUAUAUCUGGAACAGAACCUGGUUUCAGUGCAGCUCCUUUAGUCCUUUUCCACUGCAGCGACUUAGUGAGGCUUUUAAGACUCUAUAGUUUGUUUACAUUUUAUUUAAAGCAGUAAUACAUUUUUUGUUGUAGUUAUUUAAUUAUGUUUUACCUUACAAGGUUGCUGUGAUGAACGUGAUAGCAAAAAUUGAGUUUAUAUAUAUACCUAUUUGGUAGUUAUGUAGCAACAUUAGUAUUACUUUAGAGUGUGUUCACUGUCCUUUUAGCUCUGUCUCCACCACCUCCUGAGAUAAAUAUCUGUGUCUUUAGCUGCUAAAUGCUCCACUGUGUGUACCUGUUAGCCGCCAACGUUAUCUGUCUGCUGUUUGUGAGGUUAUGUUACCUUCCUGCAGUGGAAAAGAGCAAUAGGAGUCACACCAGUUGAUGCCUAAUGUCUGUGCCAUCAAGAGCUAAUCAAGAUGUCACUGAGAUGUUAGCUUCUUAGCCACUGUAGCUGAUUGAUCUUGUUUAACACACUCAUUAUUAUGUAUUUAUUAUUUACGUAUAUGUGAGCGACCUGCUGUGUGUGUGUGUAUGUGUGUGUGUGUGUGUGUAAUAUCUGUUCACAUGCAAUUUUAUUGCACUUUCAAUUACAGUUUGUAGCUUUACCGUGUGUUUUGGGCACAAACGUUAGCAAAAGGGUUUGAGAGAACUUGUAGUUACAUCUACUCCAGUUGUACUAAUUUUUAUUUUUCCUCUGUCUGAGAUUAUCAGUCACAGUGUGUUUAUUAUUUCAAAUGUUGUGUUUAGCAUGCUUUGUGUAAAAAACUUUGAAUGCAUUUAUUAUUUAUUUCACUCUGACUAUAAUAAAUAUUAAAUCGUCA
This is a messenger RNA of Micropterus salmoides (largemouth bass), 2438 nucleotides long. RefSeq names its product insulin-like growth factor I. The coding region runs from base 1 to 789 and encodes 262 amino acids. Gene Ontology annotation, molecular function: hormone activity. Gene Ontology annotation, cellular component: extracellular region. The record is from RefSeq and is a predicted model, not a curated record. Lineage: Eukaryota; Metazoa; Chordata; Actinopteri; Centrarchiformes; Centrarchidae. The transcript is spliced from 4 exons.